Messenger RNA from Onthophagus taurus, 986 nucleotides. The record is from RefSeq and is a predicted model, not a curated record. Lineage: Eukaryota; Metazoa; Arthropoda; Insecta; Coleoptera; Scarabaeidae.
AAACAACUUAAUUAAUUUUUAGCCCACGAAUAAAAUUUAUGCUAGAUAUCCUCCUAGCAAUCAAAAACAACAACGUUUCAAAAAUCCCAAACUACGACUCAACUUACUCAGAACACCUAAAAAAAAUUUUAAAAGGAUUUAUUAGAAAAGGAAAUUAUAUCACACAAUUAAAAAUUUCUUUGGACGAUUUAUUAAAGGCGGAAACUCGGGGGAAAUGGUGGAUUGUAGGAUCGGCUUGGACCGGAAAUAUCGACACCAACAAAGACACAAAACCAACGAAUCAAUUACAAGUUUUUUCCCAAAAAUUACUCACUCUCGCCCGAAAACACCACAUGAAUACAGAUGCGAGAAAAAACAUCUUUUGUAUUAUUAUGUCAGCCGAAGAUUAUUUAGAAGCCUUCGAAAAGUUACUAAAACUCGGCUUAAAAAACCAACAAGAACGCGAAAUCAUUCACGUCAUUCUACAUUGUUGCCUACAAGAAAAAGAUUUUAACCCCUAUUACGCCGUUUUGGCACAAAAAUUUUGCGAUUACGACCGGAAAUUUCAAAUGACGAUUAAAUUUUCGGUUUGGGAUAAAUUAAAAGCUUUAGAGGAAUGCUCCGCGAGUCAAUUAUCGAAUUUAGCGAAAAUGUUGACUCAUUUAUUUUUAGAAAAGGGGAUCCCCAUUUCAACGCUAAAGAUCGUGGAAUUUUGCGAAUUAGAUAAAACCACUUUGAGAUUUCUACGACAAGUUUUAUUGGGGAUUUUUUUGCACGAUGAUGUUGAUGCUUGUGUUCGAGUAUUUGAGAAAGUUUCGCAAUCGGAGAAAUUGAAGAUGUUUAAGGAAUCGUUAAGAUUGUUUAUACAUCACUUUUUGUUAAAAAAUUUGGAUAAUAACGUUGUGGGGGAAGAACAUAAAAAAUUGUUGAGGGAACGAACUGGGUUGAUUGAAAAGAUGUUAAUUAAGGAGAAAAAAAUAAAUUAUAAUGUUUAUUAACAAAGCAGA